Moneuplotes crassus is the source of this 1275-nucleotide messenger RNA. The record is from the annotation of a GenBank genome assembly. NCBI's taxonomy places the organism in Eukaryota, Ciliophora, Spirotrichea, Euplotida, Euplotidae.
UGAAUGGGAAAUUAAGGUAAGCAAGGGAUAGAAGAGGUGUUAAAUUAACUAGGAUGAAUAGGAAAGGGAGUAAUUAUAAAGUCAUUGGCAAGAGGUGAGUCUGGAGAUGGAUAGGAUGGGUUUAGCGUUUUUAGGAGGUCAGUGGAAGGUCAAUUUGAGCAGAAGGAUUUUAGUCGAUUUUACAAGAGGUGGGAAAAAGAAUCUUUUAGCAGAGCAAUAAACUUUGCAAACAUUGAAAAAGGGAAUAAAAAACUUCUUGAAAAGAUGAAAGAGAUACUCAUAAGAGACCCAAAAUUGGUACCAAGCCCUAAGAAUAUGGUUGAAAACCUUUCACAAAAGAAAUCUCUAAAUUGAGAUUUUAGAAAAUAAAGAACUUGAAAGAAUUACCUUGGAAAACUACCAAAUUUUGCAAAGAUUGAGAACUAAGAAGAGCAACUAUUCUAAUCAAAAAUGGGAAGUUGACCAUAAAAGAAAGCUUCUGAUGAAGCAAAGAAUUUCUAAUUUCAAAGGCAAAAAUAUCGAAGCAUCUGCAUCAGUCAAAAGACUACCUCAAGGGCAUAGAAAGUACAAAAUAUUUAUCAAUAAUAAAAUGUUUCCCAGAUCACGAAACCUAAAUUCACUUCCUCGUAUUGAAGAGGGGAAAUAUAAAUUUCAGAGUCAUGACACAAGAUUUGGAAAUCAUUCAAGAGAGAACAUGAGCAGUCAUCAGAGCCAACAAACUCUCCAGACCCAAUACGUCUCUCCUAUCGAUUUUCAAGCUAAACUCUCUCCAAUGAAAAUCACAGGUGCUAAUAUAAAUGUUGAGAAUAAGCGGAAAAUAAUCUAUCGAAAAAUUCAUAAGUAUCAAAUCAAAACAUACUUGAUCGAGAUUGGAAAGACUAAGACGAAGUACUUUAUAGUAGCCAUUGAGCUUUCCAAACGGCAAAAGAUACAAGCUAAAGAGAUCCAUGCAAAGCAAGCUAAGAAACUUAUUAAAAACUGAGGAGGAAUAGACCAUUUUGCCAAUAAUAUAGACUUUAAGUUUGGAAAAAUUGUUAUUAAGAACAUGGACAAACUUCUUAUACAGACACUACAGCCUUUGCCCUUUGAUAAUUUCAGUGAUAAGCGGAGAGUCGUAAUAAAAAGUUAUGAAGAAGGCAAGGUUCAUUAUAAUUGUCAAUAGAGUCUUCAGAAGAGUUAGAGCCACUUAUCCAAUCAUCAUCUGAAGAUACGGAAGAGAUGUUCCCUGAGCCAAGCCCUGAAGGCCCUUGUGAUUAAUCACAGUUAAAAUCUUCA